GGACUAAGAGUAAAUAGGUUUUCAUCCCCAGGGAGUCAUUAUAUGACUUUUUACACCUUACUAACUAUUCACAGUACCUUGAAACCAGAAACCUUGAUCAAGAAAAAGAAGACCGACGAAAAGAUCUUGAAGCAAAGAGCUGCUGACAGAGUCGUCAGAAAAGCCGCUAACAAGGAAAAGAGAAAGGCCAUCUACGAAAGAAACGCUGCCUACACCAAGGAAUACGCUGAAGCCGAAAGAGCCAUCAUCUCUGCCAAGAGAGAUGCUAAGGCUGCUGGUUCUUACUACGUUGAUGCUCAACCAAAGUUGGCUUUCGUCAUCAGAAUCAAGGGUAUCAUGAAGAUUCCACCAAAGCCAAGAAAGGUUUUGCAAUUGUUAAGAUUGACCCAAAUUAACUCUGGUGUGUUUGUCAAGUUGACCAAGGCCACCACUGAGUUGUUGAAGUUGGCUGACCCAUACAUUGCUUACGGUUACCCAAGUUUGGCUACCAUCAAGCAAUUGACUUACAAGAGAGGAUUCGGUAAGGUCAACAAGCAAAGAGUUCCUUUGUCUGACAAUGCCAUUAUCGAAGCUAACUUGGGUAAGUAUGGUAUUUUGUCUAUUGAAGACUUGAUCCACGAAAUUUACACUGUUGGACCAAACUUCAAGCAAGCCAACAACUUUUUGUGGCCAUUCAAGUUGUCUAACCCAACCGGUGGUUUCAGAUCCAGAAAGUUCUUCCACUUUAUCCAAGGUGGUGACUUCGGUAACAGAGAAGAGUACAUCAACGCUUUGGUUAAGCAAAUGAACUAAGUUGUAUAGGUUUGUACAUUUACUACACGUUAAUCACUAAGUUGUGAAGUAAUACUUCUAUCUUGUCUCAAACCAGUCUCCCAUUUGGUAUGCCAAAUACUCGAGCCACUGAAAUUCUUUCCACCAAACCAUUGAAACUGGGUACUCAUCCCCCCAGUGGUUGAUUCCAUAUGUGUCGUAGAUAUACUCAGCUCCUGAAUUGUGGUUGUUAAAGACAUUCAAGGUAAUGAAAUAAAAAAUCCGUAGAAUCGUCAUGAUUAUAAUACAGGUGAUGAUUAAGGUAACAACAUUCACAAACACAAUCCCCACGUUCUUGUGUUGUUCUUUAUACCUAUAAUACAUUCUAUACUGUUUUAGUAGCGGGAUCUUGAAGAGAAACUGUUGUAAUUCCUCACUAUGGUUGUCAGACUGCAACCUCAACUUACUUUGAAGUGAGUCGAUUAACUGGUUCUGCUGCUCCAAAUUGGCCGUCAAGUUUUUGAUGACAGAGUUCUCUUUCAACUUCUCAAACUCUUUCUGAUACUGUUCACACAUGCUUUCUAGUACUUUUAUAGUUUUGUCUCGUUGGUUGCACUGGUUGAUAAGGUCUCGUGUCACCAGGUCUUGGGACUUAUUACCUUUGGUGGAGGUUACAAUGGACGUACUCCUUGCCUCUUUUUCGAGGGUCUCGAUAUAGUCUUUCAAGCUCUGGUUUUGUUUCUCGAGACUUCGUAUCCUGAACUGAUGUUCUUUGUUCAGGCUCUGCAAAUCACUAUUUUCACGAGAAAUCAAUGAUAUGUGGUCCUCCCUUUGGUUGACUUGAUUCUCCUGCAUAUUCAUUGAUUUGAAGGACCCAAGGCCUCUUUUCAUGAAUGGUCUCGACAUGUGGUUAACAGUUUGAUUGGGGGAUAAUGGGUAUGAUUUGGAAGGAUUGGUGAUCAAUGAAACCAAGUUUGCUCGAGAUAUACCAGUUCGCUCUGUUAGAAACCUCAAAAGACUUGUAUGUUUUACAAGCUUCAACACGAAGUUUUUGAGUUCCAGCUUGUAUAACUUUAAGGUGGGUUUAUCUUGAAUCAUCUCGUUCAAAAGUUUUGUUUCAUCAUGUUUAAGAAAGUUCUGUCCGUUCAAUUGGAGCUCCAAUUCCGAUAUGAGCUCUCGUAGUUGUAGGACAUAAAUGUAAUCUUUCCCUUUGCUGACGGUGUCCCAGCACUUGUGCACAAAGUUAUCCACCACUUCUUCGGAGUCCAUUUUGUUUUGAGAUGUGGUAGCUGAUAGAUAUUUGUGUACGCGAAACAGCGCGCACCUCGACGAAGACGUGUUGGCUGCAAAAUAGAACGGUACGAGGCUAUUAUACAUAACCAUCUAUAUUGUCGUUAUAUGGUUUCCCAGUGUUACUGAUGGGUAUAUUUAACUAAUGGUUGUUUUUUGAGCAAUUUACGUUUGAUUUUGAUGGAGUUGU
Yamadazyma tenuis ATCC 10573 is the source of this 2230-nucleotide messenger RNA. Lineage: Eukaryota; Fungi; Ascomycota; Pichiomycetes; Serinales; Debaryomycetaceae. The record is from RefSeq and is a predicted model, not a curated record.